This is a messenger RNA of Helobdella robusta, 429 nucleotides long. RefSeq lists its product as hypothetical. The coding region runs from base 1 to 429 and encodes 142 amino acids. Lineage: Eukaryota; Metazoa; Annelida; Clitellata; Rhynchobdellida; Glossiphoniidae. The transcript has 3 exons. The record is from RefSeq and is a predicted model, not a curated record.
AUGACUGUCAUUAGCAAGAUGACCAUUAUCAGCCCGACUAUCAUCAGGACGUUGACCAUCAUCAACAUAAUGACCAUCGUCAGAGCGGUGGUCAUCAUUAACACGAUGACCCUCAUCAACAUGAUAAUCAUAAUUAGGACGAUGACUUUCAUCAGCACGAUGAUCGUCAUCAACAUGAUGAUAAAACAUCAUCAUUUCGGCAAUUCACACUUCCAUAAAGCAUGGGCAUUGCAAAAACCUUCGUGUACAUUCUUUGAAUUGUUUCCAGGUCUGAUCCUCUGCCUCGAUGAAUCACAAGACCCUUUGAAAUUUUUCAAAACGAUAAAUCUAUCGGGCGUGCGAAUUCGCACGCCAACCAUGAACUUGUUAGGCUGCUAUAAGCCGUGCGAACGAAAAAAUAUGUUCAAAACUUUUUAUGCCGGAUAUUAA